Messenger RNA from Acanthisitta chloris (rifleman), 417 nucleotides. RefSeq names its product GATA binding protein 4 (gene GATA4). The record is from RefSeq and is a predicted model, not a curated record. The transcript has 3 exons. Lineage: Eukaryota; Metazoa; Chordata; Aves; Passeriformes; Acanthisittidae. Gene Ontology annotation, molecular function: DNA-binding transcription factor activity, RNA polymerase II-specific; RNA polymerase II cis-regulatory region sequence-specific DNA binding. Gene Ontology annotation, biological process: negative regulation of transcription by RNA polymerase II; cell fate commitment; positive regulation of transcription by RNA polymerase II. The annotation marks the transcript as partial.
GUUCCAAGGCCUUUAGCAAUGAGGAAAGAGGGAAUUCAGACGAGGAAACGCAAGCCGAAGAACCUUAACAAAACAAAGACACCAGCAGGCCCUUCCAGCAGUGAGAGUCUUACCCCAACCACCAGCUCCACCAGCAGCAGCAGCAGCAGUGCCACAACCACUGAGGAAAUGCGGCCCAUAAAAACAGAACCCGGGCUCUCAUCUCACUAUGGGCACCCUUGCCCGGUUUCUCAGGCAUUCUCAGUCUCUGCCAUGUCUGGACAUGGAUCAUCUAUUCACCCUACGAUUUCGGCUCUGAAGCUCUCCCCGCAGGCUUACCAGUCAGCUAUCAGCCAGUCUCCUCAAAACAGCUCCAAACAGGACUCCUGGAACAGCCUGGUGUUAGCUGAAAACCAUGGGGAUAUCAUAACUGCAUAA